CGCCGGCUCAUAAAUGUCGACGACCGGCGGCAGCGGCGAGAUCCCAACCCACACUGCCCCGGCAAACCAGCCAGCAAAGCGCCGCGACAAGCCUCAUCGCUAUCAUGCAACACGGGUGCAACAAAGCCUAACCUUACGUAUAGCCAAAUGCUUGUGCGGAACCUUCUUGUCUCUCCUUCUGGUUGUAGGGAUCGUAGCCUUCAUCUUAUGGCUGAGCCUCAGACCACACCGGCCGCGGUUCCACAUGAGUAACUUCUCCUUCCCAGCUUUGGCCCAAGAUAACGGUAUCGAUAACGCUAAGAUAACGUUUAACGUUACGAUCCGAAACCCGAACCAGAAUAUGGGAGUUUAUUAUUAUACCAUGGAUGGUGCUGUGUAUUAUCGGGAACAGCGUAUCGGAUGGACGCCGUUAGAAUUGCCGUCAACGUUUCCGUACUAUCAGGAGCCGAAGAACACGGUUUGGAUAGUAGGGCAGUUGGAUGUGACGGAAGCCACGUUGGUAAUGAACACUGAGAGGUGGACGGCGUUAAUGGAGGAUCGGGCAACCGGGACGGUUUGGUUCCGGCUGGAGAUGACGUCAAAGUUCCGGUUCAAGAUCGCCAUGUGGGAAAGUAGGUUCCAUAGGAUGCAUGCCACCUGUCAUGUUGCGGUGGGACAGGACGGUCUGAUCUUGCCUCUCUCCAAAGAUAAGAGGUGCAGACUUUAUUUCACCUGAUGUGGAUUUUAUUUUAUUUUGUUGGGUAAACAGUGGAUUUUCUUUGUUUGUGGCCCGGGGGAGGGAGGCGGGGGAAUGUAAAGUGUGAGGCUUUGUUUGGAAGGUAAGAACAGAAAAAAUUGAAAUUAAGGAGAGAGAAAGAUCCAUAAAUCAAUUAGACAGAGAAAUAGGCAUGCGGUAAUCAAUAAGGCUCAGGACAAGGCAUCGAAGGGGGUUAUACGAUCAGUUUGGCUUGGUUAUGACUGGGUUGAAUCAGUUUCAAGAGUGGGAAAUGUAAAGUGUAAGACUCUGUUUGGAAGUCAAGAACAGAAUGCAACACAAUGGGGCUCGGGGCAAGUCAUCUAGGGGUGUCAAACGAUUAGUUCAACUUGAUUUUUGUUGGGUUGAAUUAAUUUCAGUUUGAAAAUGACUGAGAUCAAAACAAAACU
Molecule: messenger RNA, 1143 nt
Organism: Macadamia integrifolia
Lineage: Eukaryota; Viridiplantae; Streptophyta; Magnoliopsida; Proteales; Proteaceae
Product: protein NDR1-like
Exons: 1
Coding region: 14-715 (233 amino acids)
Biological process (GO): defense response to other organism
Source: RefSeq, a predicted model, not a curated record